This is a messenger RNA of Thalassophryne amazonica, 6165 nucleotides long. Its product is annotated as collagen alpha-1(XIV) chain-like. Gene Ontology annotation, cellular component: interstitial matrix. Gene Ontology annotation, molecular function: protein binding. The transcript has 48 exons. Bases 143 to 5704 code for a protein of 1853 amino acids. The record is from RefSeq and is a predicted model, not a curated record. NCBI's taxonomy places the organism in Eukaryota, Metazoa, Chordata, Actinopteri, Batrachoidiformes, Batrachoididae.
GGAGGUGUACGGAGUGGAUCUGGAUCAGAGUCGGGCUCGGAUCUGGAUCAGAGUCGAUCUGGAAUCUGGAGAGCUGCUGGACGGCGGCGGAGCUGCGAACAUUUAAUCUGAGGAGGUGUGUCCCGUCCUCUCGUCUGUCAGGAUGCUCUUCUCUGUCAGACUGAAUCUCUUCAUUUCGGUCCUGGUUUUUGUCUCGCUGUUUCCUCAGCCGACACCGGCUCAAGUUUCAUCACCACGAAAGUUUCGUGCAAAAGUUUUGAGUCCCACUAAGCUGCACGUGUCGUGGAAAGAACCAAAAGGAGACUUUGAAGGCUACAAAGUUAUUUACACCACGAAACCAGGUGGCGAGUGGAUCGAGGUCCAGGUCUCAAAGCAGGACGCCCAGCUGAUCAUUGCUGACUUUAACCCCUCGAAAGAAUACAAUUUUAAAGUCAUUGCUGUGAGUGGAGGGCGGGAGAGCAGAGCACUUAUGGCCAAACACGAAGCUCAGCGGUCGGACAUUGAAACGGUUCAGUCACAAACGAGACAAGACGGCGGCGUCACUGAGACCGUCAAUGUGAUCUCAGAAGCUGAAGAGGUAUUUCUAUGUCGGACUGCGGCGAUAGCCGAUAUCGUGAUUCUAGUGGAUGGUUCUUGGAGUAUCGGACGCAUCAACUUCAGGCUGGUCAGAACGUUUCUGGAGAACCUGGUCAAGGCCUUUGACGUGGAGUCUGACAAGAUCAGGAUAGGUCUGGCCCAGUACAGCGGGGACCCGAGAAUCGAGUGGCACCUUAACACCCACAGUACCAAAGAGGCAGUGAUUGAUGCCGUGAAGAACCUGCCAUACAAAGGAGGAAACACACUCACGGGUCUGGCUCUGACUUUCAUCUUGGAGAACAGUUUCAAACCAGAGUCUGGAUCUAGAGCUGGCAUUCCCAAGAUAGGAAUCCUGAUCACAGAUGGGAAGUCCCAGGAUGAUGUGACGCCUCCUGCACAGAGCUUGAGGGAUGCUGGGAUAGAACUGUUUGCCAUUGGUGUGAAAAAUGCUGACGAGAACGAGUUGAAGGCCAUCGCUUCUCCUUCUGAAGAGACUCACGUCUACAAUGUGGCCGACUUCAGCGUGAUGGGCGACAUCGUGGAGAGUCUCACCAAGACCGUGUGUGAGCGAGUGGAUAAGCUCGACAAAGAGAUUAAAGGUAUGGGAGCCCCCGCUCCUCCACCUGGUGUUGUGGCCCCUCCCCGUGACCUGGUGACCUCUGAGAUCACUGCCCGUAGCUUCAGAGUGACAUGGACCCAUGCACCGGGUCAGGUGGAGAAGUACCGCGUUGUUUACUAUCCCGCCAGUGGAGGCCAUCCAGAAGAAAAGGUUGUGGAUGGGACAGAAAACACAGUGGAGCUGAACUAUCUGAACUCUCUGACGGAGUACCAGGUGGCAGUGUUCGCUGUGUACCGCAGCUCGGCCAGCGAGGCCCUGAGAGGAAGCGCCACCACAUUGGCACUGCCCAUGAUCAACGACCUGGAGCUUUAUGACAUCACUCAUAGCACCAUGAGGGCACGCUGGAGGACUGCCGCCGGGGCUUCUGGGUACAUGAUCCUGUAUGCACCACUAACAGAAGGAGACCCUGCAGAUGAGAAGGAGGUGAAGGUGGAGGACUCGGUCAACGAAGUGGAGCUGGAGGGUUUGACUCCAGACACAGAGUACACGGUGACCGUCUACGCCCUGUACGGUGAGGAGGCCAGCGACCCCAUGACCAGCCAGCAGACAACACUGCCGCUGCUCCCGGCGAAGAAUCUGCGUUUCACCAACAUUGAUCACAGCUCUGCACGGCUCAGCUGGGACCACGCCUCCAGAAAGGUCAUUGGGUAUCGCAUCAUGUAUGUCAAGACCGACGGGGUCCAUACUGUUGAGGUGGAUGUUGGCCAUGUGACAUCGUGGUUGCUAAGGAACCUGACGUCCCUCACGGAGUAUACGGUUGCCAUCUUUGCAGUCUACGACGAGGGACAAGCUGAGCCGCUAACAGAUAGCUUCACCACAACAACGGUUCCUGACCCGCUGGACCUGAGGAGCAGUGAAAUCUCAGCAGACAGCUUCCGAGUGUCAUGGCAACACCCAGCCAGUGAUGUGGUGCUAUACCGACUCACGUGGACACCGACCGACGGAGGAGACCCUGAAGAGUCGCUGAUUAACGGAAACAUGAACAGCUACCUCAUAGAAGGACUCAAACCCUCCACCGAGUAUGAAGUCCUCCUCUCCGGCAUCUACAGUGACCAAACCGAGAGCGAAGAGGUCAUCAUCAUCGAGCGCACCGUGGCGAGAACAACCACGAUCGCAACCACGACGACCACCACAGCUGUGCCACGUGUCGGGGUGAGGAACCUGCAGGUUGAUAGUGAAACCACCUUCAGUCUACGGGUGUCGUGGCAGCCAGUCGACAGCAGGAACGUCAGACAUUAUCGCUUGACCUACGUCAGCACCAGAGGAGACCGAGCACCGGAGACCAGAACAGUGCCGGCAAAUCAGAACAGUUUGGUUCUGCAGCCUUUGCUGUCGGAUACAGAGUACAAAGUUGCCAUCACUCCAGUCUAUCCUCACUGGAGAUGGACCAAACGGCCGCACGCAUGGGACGCCACACUUCCCCUCUUGGCGCCUCGGGACUUGCGGGUGUCAGAGGAAUGGUACAACCGGUUUAGGAUCAGCUGGGACGUCCCGCCUUCACCCACCAUGGGCUACAGAGUCGUCUACCAGCCUCUGUCGGCUCCUGGACCAGCUCUGGAGACCUUCGUGGGUGAGGACGUGAACUCCAUGCUGAUUGUCAAUCUGCUGAGCGGUACGGAGUACAGCGUGAAGGUCAUCGCCUCCUAUGCCACCGGAUCCAGCGAGGCCCUAGCAGGCGGGCCAAGACCUGUAAUGUACCUGGGAGUGACUAACUUGACCCCCUACCAGGUCAGGAUGACCAGUUUGUGUUUCCAGUGGCAACCACAUCGCCACGCCAGCGCAUACCGAGUCGCCAUGGAGUCGCUGCUCAACGGACAGAAGCAGGAGACAAAGCUGAGCGGUGGAGCCAGCAGACACUGUUUCAACAACCUGAAGCCCGACACAGAGUACAAGAUCACAGUGUUCACUCAGCUGCAAGACGGAACCGAAGGGCCGGCUGUCACCACCACCGAGAGGACGCUGCCUAUCCCGACCCCAGUGCCGACCACGCCCCCCACCACCACCCCGUUACCCACAAUCCCACCUGCCAAAGAAGUGUGUAAGGCGGCCAGAGCGGAUCUGGUGUUUCUGGUUGAUGGUUCCUGGAGUAUUGGUGAUGAGAACUUUCUGAAGAUAAUCCGGUUCUUGUACAGCACGACUGGAGCUCUGGAUGAAAUUGGACCUGGUGGCACUCAGGUGGCUAUCGCACAGUUCAGUGACGAUGCACGUACCGAGUUCAAGCUAAACUCGUACAACAAUAAAGAGCGUCUGUUGGAGGCCAUCAACAGGAUCUCGUAUAAAGGAGGAAACACCAAAACAGGUCGGGCCAUCCAACACGUGAAGGAGAGCAUCUUCACUGUGGAGGGCGGAGUCAGAAGAGGAAUCCCCAAAGUGCUUGUGGUCCUCACGGACGGUCGAUCCCAGGAUGAUGUCAACAUGGUUUCCAAGGAGAUGCAGAACGAAGGCUACAUCGUGUUUGCCAUCGGCUUUGCUGACGCAGACUACGGCGAGCUGGUGAGCAUCGCCAGUAAACCCAGUGACAGACACGUCUUCUUUGUGGACGACCUGGAUGCUUUCAAGAAGAUCGAAGAGAAGCUGGUGACGUUUGUGUGUGAGGCCGCAACGGCCACUUGUCCGUCAGUGCCGAUGAGUGGCAGCACAACUCCAGGUUUCCGUAUGAUGGAGCUUUUUGGGCUGGUGGAGGAUCGCUACGGCAGCCUGUCUGGUGUUUCCAUGGUACCCGGCACAUUCAACAGCUUCCCAUGUUUCCACCUGCACGGCGACGCCCUGCUGGCCCAGCCCACCAGAUUCCUCCAUCCUGAGGGGCUGCCCUCCGACUACACCAUCACCCUGUUGUUUAGACUGCUGCCCGACACGCCACAGGAGCCCUUUGCCCUCUGGGAAAUCCUCAAUAAGCACAACGAGCCGCUGGUGGGAGUCAUCCUGGACAAUGGAGGAAAAACUCUGACGUUCUUCAACAAUGACUACAGAGGAGAGUUCCAAACAGUGACCUUUGAAGGAGCAGAAAUCAAAAAACUCUUCUACGGCAGCUUCCAUAAGCUUCACAUCGCAAUCAGCAAAACAAGCGCCAGAGUGGUGAUCGACUGCAAGAUGGUGUCAGAGAAAAACAUCAACGCAGCCGGAAAUAUCACCACGGACGGACUGGAAGUUCUGGGAAGGAUGGUCCGCUCCAGAGGGAAUAAGGAAAACUCUGCACCUUUCCAGCUUCAGAUCUUUGAUAUCGUGUGCAGCACUUCGUGGGCCAGCAGAGAUAAAUGCUGUGAGCUCCCUGGCCUGAGGAAGGAGGCCGAGUGUCCGGCCAUGCCCAAAGCCUGCACCUGUACCCAGGACAGCAAAGGGCCCGCCGGCCCCGCUGGACCACCAGGAGGUCCAGGAAUCAGAGGAGCCCGAGGAGAACGUGGUGAGCCUGGUCCAGUGGGGCUGACUGGUUCGGUUGGUGAUACAGGCCUUCCAGGACCUCAGGGCCCUCCUGGUCCACAGGGACCCAGUGGUCGCUCCAUCAUUGGGCCUCAGGGGGCACCAGGAGAGCCAGGUCAGAAAGGUGAUGCUGGAAUACCAGGACCACAGGGAAUACCAGGCAGAGCCGGAGCCGCAGGCAGAGAGGGGCUACCGGGACCCAGGGGACUGCCAGGCAAAGAUGGCCCCCCGGGCACACAGGGCCCCCCGGGCGUCAUCGGGGGCCCAGGAGCCCCGGGGGCCCCUGGAACCAGCGGCCCUCCAGGAAAACAGGGCGAACUGGGACCACCGGGUCCAGUUGGCAGUAAAGGCGAGAAAGGUGAACGGGGUGACCUCCAGUCAAUGGCGUCUGUUCAGUCCAUCGCACGUCAGGUCUGCGAGCAGCUGAUCCAGAGUCACAUGGCACGCUACAACUCCAUCCUGAACCAUGUGCCCAGCCAGCCCGUGUCCAUCCGCACAGUGCCCGGACCUCCUGGCGAGCCCGGACGACAGGGAUCCCCUGGGCCACAAGGAGAACAAGGGCCUCCUGGAAGACCUGGCUUUCCUGGUCAGAAUGGACAGAACGGCCAACCAGGAGAACGAGGUCUUCCAGGAGAUAAGGGAGAAAAGGGAUCACCUGGUGUUGGUGUCCAAGGGCCCAGAGGACCCCAAGGCACCCCAGGUGCCCCAGGUCAGGGUAGACCUGGUAACCAAGGUUCAUCAGGACGUCCAGGAAAUCCUGGAUCACCUGGGCGGCCCGGGGUUCCUGGACCCAUCGGUCCUGCUGGGCCUCCAGGCUACUGCGACCAGAACUCCUGUGUGGGUUACAAUGUUGGAGUCCAGCUGCCGCCUGACGUCUUCCAGAAUUACGGCGAGGCUGAGGAGGACGACCCAUACCGCUACUACCAGCCUAACUACCCAGCACCGCGGCCUGUUGACCCUAAUGACCCUGCACUCGCUGUGGACGACACUGAGCUAAGUUCCCCUGCAGCCUAUCGCGGCUCUCGAAGCCUGGACGGGAAGGACGAGAGGAUCAGCGCAAAGAGGAGAAUAAACCGGGGGGUCCAGAACUAAGUAACUCAACAGAGAACUGGGUCCCGCCCGGCAUCACUUUGGUGGUUUGGAGCUCUGAUGGACUUCACAAGUGCCUGAUGUAGAAAAUUUUAUGGAAGUUGUAAAAAGGAGGGGAUGGGGCUACUUUAAUUCCAUUUAUGCUGAUUAAUUAACGUGAAGUAAAAGGUCCAUGUUCUACCUUUUAGUCAUAGUCUGUUUGAAAAUAAGUCCUCAAAAGUGAAGAUGAAAUGCCUCUACUGCGCCCUAAUGGCCUGUGGCUGUAACUGCCUGCAUGUAACAACACUAACUCUGUGAACCGAACCUGGUUUCAUGAUUGAAGCAUUGAAGCAUGUCCGGAUGGUAUUUUGGCUACACUUUUGGACAUCGCUUUGGUGUUUUGCUUUGUUUUUAUAAAUCAGACUUUAGAUUUAUUGUUCUCACUAAAAGUGUAACAAUAAUUUAUAUUUCAAGUUUUGUCCCAA